Rhizophagus irregularis DAOM 181602=DAOM 197198 is the source of this 2647-nucleotide messenger RNA. RefSeq lists its product as uncharacterized. Lineage: Eukaryota; Fungi; Glomeromycota; Glomeromycetes; Glomerales; Glomeraceae. Gene Ontology annotation, molecular function: RNA binding. The record is from RefSeq and is a predicted model, not a curated record.
CGACUUUUUCAGUGUCCUACAUUUGUGUUCAUCUUCUGUAUUAUACAAUUUCCAUAUUUUUCAAAGAAUUUUGUCGUUUCUCAACCAUUUCGUUCCAGUAAAGUAACGCAUAAAUACUUAUUAAGGAAAUAAAGUUUGGGAUCAAGUAUUUUUCCUUAUAAUGACAGAAUACGCUCGAACAGAGCAACAACAGUACCCGAAUCAACCAUAUAACACUUAUAAUAACCAAGUAAACCAAAACUGGGAAAAUAAUAACAUGCCAGCUCAGGACAUGCAAAGCUAUGAACAAGCCUCUGCUUCAACAUCAGCGGCACAGGCUCGUAACUGGAACGGUACUUACGCUCAGAAUACAUAUCAGACAAACGGCCAAAACGGGAUUUCGCCUGGCUACGGUGCGUCUCUAUCAGAACAACCUUCAACGAACCACGUCAACGUACAUCGAAACAUUCCAAAUGGCAUAUCAGUUAAUACAUCUAACCUUCCGAUAGGUAGCGCAGGUUUAAUCAGUACAGAAGCCGGUAGAAUUAUUUGUGUUGCAGAUGUAAGAGGCAAUAUUUCUCAAUUGAAUGAACUUGCAAAAGAAACUGGUGCCAUUGCUAUUAUUCAUUCUGGUGAUUUCGGAUUUUAUGACGAGAGUAGUCUUGGAAGAAUUAGCGAUAAAACUUUACGGCAUCUUGUAACUUAUAGUACCAUCAUACCUCCACAAUUAAGAAUCAAACUUCUUCAUAGUUCUACAAGUGCACAAGAAUUACGUAACGUAAUUCUUGAGUCCCCUGGGCCUCUUUUAUCUGAAUUUCCACUAUUCAGGGACGGAAAGAAAAAACUUGAUGUUCCAUUAUACACAGUAUGGGGUGCAUGCGAGGAUGUCGUCGUUUUAGAGAAAUUCAGGACAGGAGAAUACAAAGUGCACAAUUUAAAUAUUUUAGAUGAAGCUAAUACUUAUGUAAUUGACAUUGGUGGCGUAAGUUUAAGAUUAUUCGGAUUAGGUGGUGCUGUAGUUCAUCAUAAACUUUUUGAUAAUGGCGAAGGAAGUGCAACGAUUGCCGGAGGACAUGGAACUAUGUGGACGACUAUUUUACAGAUUGGUGAAUUAGUUGACACAGCUCAAAAAGUAUACGAUCAAACCGAAACAAGGGUUCUUGUCACACAUGGUAGUCCCGGUCGUGAAGGGCUCUUAGCACAGUUAUCUGUUGUUUUACGUGCUGAUUUUACUAUCUCUGCUGGGCUUCAUUUCCGUUACGGUAUUUCAUAUAACGAGUUUUCUGUACAAAGUGAUCAAGCAAAUUUCUGUGCUAAAUUAGAAAGCUCCAGAAAAACUUUUCAUGAGAUGUGGCAGUCUGUUAAGAAUCAAGUUGAAGGAUGUAUCAAUGAAUCUCAGAGAAUUCUUUUACAAAAUGCUUUCACUGUUGUAGAGAGAGUUCCAUCGGCUAACAGAGAAGAACCCACAUUUAAAAAUAUGUGGAAUUUUAACUUACCGGACGCUGCAUUUGGUUGGGUAUUGUUGGAUAUCAAAGAAGGCAGAGUCUCGGCUGAAAUAAAAGCACAAGGUUUCAAUUUCGCUUAUCGUCGAGCUCCAGCGAUUAAUCCGAUUACGGGUGCACCACAAGGUACUCUGAUUGGUGCUCCUACCAGUCCUUCUCCCAUGGAUCGUCAGACUAGGAGGAAUCCAUCACAAUGGCAGCAGCCUUCUCCCGCUCUUGUUCCUCAGCAAUCACACAUAGGUGUUGCACCAUCGCCUAUUUUAGCUCCUCAGACAUCGUCUCCAACACAGACGACAUCACCAAAUGAGAUUAAUAAUUGGAAACCAUGGAGUAAUGAGUCAUCAUCUCCUCCAAACGAAGGUUCAACAUCACAAAAAAUUAUCACUAAUAUUGAUAACUCUAAACAUAUUCCAUCAAAAGUUGCCGGAAGUGAUGUUAGUAGUAGCAGCCAGACAGAUACUAUAGCUACAAUUAAUAGCAAUAACGAUACCGCCAAUACCACUGUUUCAGAAAAUAAUAUUAAUCAAGCAAAUGGGAAUGGGGAAAGUGGCAGUAAUUGGGCUGAACAAACGCAACAAGAAAAUUGGAAACAGUCAGAUAUGAAUGAGUCAAACCAAGCUCAAACUAAUAGUAGUUUAAACAGCGAAGAAGGUCCUAGUAGCACCAAUAAUAAUAAUACGACUGUACCACAAAAUCGCAGUCAAUAUGAUAAUAAUAAUAAUAAUAAUAAUCGUCGCGCUAAUUCGAAAAACCAACUUUCUGUUUAUCUUGGUAACAUUACACCGCCUGUAAGCGAGGACGAUAUUAAAGAUUUUUUCGCACAGUCAGGUUAUAGUUUUCAGAUCGUUAAAGUUCGUUUGAUACAUGAUCGCGAAACACGCAGUCAGAGAAAUUUUGCAUAUGUAGAUUUUGGUGAUACUGCAUCACUAGAAAAUGCAAUUCAAUUAAAUGGCCAGACAUUUGGACAACAACCAAUAAAGAUUAAUAAAGUUGACGAUCGAUCAUAUGAUAAUCGAUCACGUGGGCGUGGUCGCGGUCGUGGUCGUGGAGGAUAUGGGAAUAAUUAUAGAGGGUACCGUGGUGGUCAUGGAAAUAAUUCUCAUAAUAAUAACGGUGGCAAUAUGCAAAAUGGUCAAUAAUUGAAAUAUAAAAGAAAAAAAAAAAAA